UUUUUUUUUCCUUCUCUCUCUUACCUCUCCACCCAUUAAACGGCCCCACCAUGCGGAAUUGAUCAAGUCGGGAUGGAAUCGGAUCACGGGACAGCCACCGGUUUGAAGAUAUUUUGCGACUCAGUUCGGUAAUCAGCCCAGCCCGGGAGCGAGCGCCCCCCCCUCCCCCCCCUCUACUGCCCUCUCACGCUCGCUUCCCUCCCCUCUAGGACGCCCGCCGCUAUGGCACGUAUCAAGCUCCUCCCGCUCCGCCCCCAGCACCUCCGCGCCGCCCUAGUCCCGCCGACGGCUCCCUCCCUCCGCGCGCCCUUCGCCCUCUCCCCACCAACGACCACCGCCUCCGCGCCCUCGCCCUCGGCGCGAGCCGCCUUCUUCUCAUCGUCCUCCGCCUCGGCAGCGACCCAGCACACGCCUAGGGGCAAGGACAAGAAGCCGGUGAUCCCGCCGCCGACGCCGUUCGUGCCCGACGUGCAGACGUUCCUGACGCUCAUCGGGCGGGACCUGGUCAAGCACGCGGCCAAGUUCCCGACCUGGGACUCGCUCUUCACACUGACGUCGGUGGACCUGGCCGAGCUCGGCAUCGAGCCGCCGCGCACCCGGCGCUACCUGCUGCAGUGGCGGCGGCGCUUCCUCAAGGGCCUGUACGGUCCCGGCGGCGACCUCGUGCACGUCCGCGACGGCAAGGCCAUGCUCCAGAUCGCCGAGAUCAUCGCGCCCCCCCGCGGCGCUGACCCCGACUCCCCCGAGACCGCCGCCGCCGCCGUCUCGUUCCGCCCCCGCAAGUACGUCGUCAACGUCCCCUUCGACCAGAACGCCGACACCUGCCCCCCCGACCUGCUCAGCCGCGUCUGCGGCUACCAGGUCAGGGACGGCAAUAAGAUCGUCGGCCACUACGCCAAACCCCUCAAGCACGGCGGCGGCGCCGUCGUCACCAUCACCGAGGGCAUGUGGGAGGACAAGCGCGGCCACAAGGUCGACGGUGGUGAGCGUCGUCGCACCGAGAUCCGCUACAAGCGCCGCGUCGCCGAGCGCCGGGAGGCGCGCGAGCGCGGCGAGCUGCCGCAGUAGGAGCCGGAGCAGGUGGGCCAUGAAUUGCGAGGCGACGCAGAUGACGGAUCGCGGGAGAGGAAAGAAAGCAGCCGAGACGGGCUCCCUAAUCAUAUGCCGCCCGCUCAGUUUUUCUCUUUAUCAUGUACUAUAUCCACUCACCCGUUCAGCGCACAUCGCAAUAGCGCGUUGGAAGAAGAGGUAAACGAAAAUAAAACAUUGGUAUUCACUCCGAUUUUAGUU
This is a messenger RNA of Durotheca rogersii, 1290 nucleotides long. Its product is annotated as IGR protein motif-domain-containing protein. The coding region runs from base 223 to 1068 and encodes 281 amino acids. Lineage: Eukaryota; Fungi; Ascomycota; Sordariomycetes; Xylariales; Xylariaceae. Gene Ontology annotation, cellular component: mitochondrion. The transcript has 2 exons. The record is from RefSeq and is a predicted model, not a curated record.